Molecule: messenger RNA, 1279 nt
Organism: Diachasma alloeum
Lineage: Eukaryota; Metazoa; Arthropoda; Insecta; Hymenoptera; Braconidae
Gene: Gr12
Product: gustatory receptor 68a-like
Exons: 4
Coding region: 1-1221 (406 amino acids)
Biological process (GO): sensory perception of taste
Cellular component (GO): dendrite; axon; neuronal cell body
Source: RefSeq, a predicted model, not a curated record
AUGAACACAGCUUACAUUGAAAAUAUGUUUGUCGUCAAGUUUGUUCUGCUGACAUUUCGGCUACUCGGAUUGGCACCAAUGACGAUCUCUAAAUCUCAAGCAUCAGAUCAUUGGAAUCCCAAGAGGAAAAUAACGAAGUUGACCUUUUCUUGGUCGCGCUUGGGUACAGCGUACAAUCUCAUCCUGAUCCUGGGAUUUUUGAUGGAAUGUUAUCGGCAGAUACCGAAGAUUAUGACAAUCGAUGCUGUGGACAAGACAACGUUGUCGCAGAUGUAUCGAAACAGCAUAAUUACUUGUGCCAACACCCUCCUCAUCAUUCUAUUACUGACCUUCUGCUUGCGCCAGCGAAAGAUCAUCAAAAUCGGCAAUCAAAUCGUGGAAAUAGACAGUACUUUGGUUGGACUGCGUGGAAUUUAUCAGCUAAAACCUGGAAAGACCUACAUUCUUCUCGUGUUGGGGCUGAAUCUCAUACUUAAUGUCUUACUCAUUGCGAUGAGGCUGACUGCGCUUCAAGAUAUGACGGGCUUCAUGACUAUGGUUGUCUUCAACACUGUAGUAUUCAGUUUCUUCAUCCUGCAAUAUGCCCUCGUUGUAUUGGUCGCCGAGAGACGAUUCGCGGGUUUGAACGAAGCUCUCCUGUCCUUGGAAACUAAGGCUGUUAUGAUCAACGACAGCAAUCGAUUCCAACUUGCCGAUCAACGAUCAACCGUCGUCAGUAUUAUUGUGAUUAAACGUGCGUAUGGAAAACUGUAUGAACUCUGCUCGGAAAUUUCCAGCCUCUACGCGCCCUUCACGAUAUUCAUCGUUAUUUACUUCUCCACAUCGCUUCUGUUUGCCCUCUAUAUUAUAUUCUUUAAUAUGACUCGAGGCCAUCUGGGAGCGCUGCCAACCGUCAUUGACUCCAUUUGGAUAUCUGUCAGGAGCUUUCCGUUUAUAUUAUUAACGACCAAUGUUAGGAAAACUCACAUACAGAUGCAAAUCACCUCGGACAUCACUCACAAACUGCACUCGAAAUUUGCGGCACAUCGGGAGAUUAAAACCGAACUGAAGAACUUCACCGUCGAUCUGAUGCACAGGAAUUUUCAAUUCACGGCGUACGGUAUAUUCCCGAUCGACUAUUCGCUCUUGAAAUCAAUAGCCAGCACAAUCACAACGUAUCUUGUCAUCUUCGUCCAGUUCCAGCUGGCCUCGAGCAAACACGAGCCAAAGGAGAAAAAAUAAUUCGAAAUAAUCAUGUCGACUGAAUAUCAUUUCUACAAAAUCAAAUAUCUUCAUCCAC